This is a messenger RNA of Gracilinanus agilis (Agile Gracile Mouse Opossum), 1597 nucleotides long. It is a transcript of the gene PACC1, whose product is annotated as proton activated chloride channel 1. The record is from RefSeq and is a predicted model, not a curated record. Lineage: Eukaryota; Metazoa; Chordata; Mammalia; Didelphimorphia; Didelphidae. Gene Ontology annotation, cellular component: cell surface.
AUGCGCUCUAGAGCCUCCCCGGGGGCCGGCACUCCCGGGAAGCUUCGGUUGAACCAGUUUAAGCUUAAGCAGUUCAUAGCUCCUGCUGCUUCCAUCCUUGCGGUCCUCCUCCUCUUCCUCCUCACCCUCACCUCAACCUCCCCCGUCGGGGACCACUGCGAGCUGCGGGUUGCAGCAUCUCUUUCAAUCGAUGCCAUGAUCAGGCAGGAGCUCUCUUCAUCCUAUCAGGAGCUAAAUGAAGAUCUGGAACAAGUGAUUGAGAAUUCAGAUAGAGUGGAGGAACAAGAAAGGAGGGACUCCAAAGACAAAGGCUCAGGCAUUUUGCCAGUCCUAGAUAGUGAAUCUGUCAUCAGCACCAUCCGUUUCAGCAAGGCCUGCCUAAAGAAUGUGUUUUCAGUGCUGUUAAUCUUCAUUUACCUGCUGCUCAUGGCUGUGGCUGUCUUCUUGGUCUACCAGACCAUCACUGAUUUCCGGGAGAAGCUCAAGCACCCAGUCAUGUCCGUCUCCUAUAAGGAAGUAGACCGUUAUGACGCCCCAGGUAUUGCCCUCUACCCUGGGCAGGCGCAGUUGUUAAGCUGUAAGCACCAUUACGAUGUCAUCCCUCCUCUGAACAGCCCCGGGCAGCCUGGAGUGAACUGCACCACCAAGAGGAUCAAUUAUACGGACCCUUUCUCCAACCAAACCAUGAAAUAUGCCCUGGUUGUACAGGGACCCCGGGAAGUCAAGAAAAGGGAGCUGGUCUUCCUUCAGUUCCGUCUAAACGAAACCAGUGAAGACUUCAGUGCCAUUGAUUACCUCCUCUUCUCCUCUUUCCAGGAGUUUGUGCAGAGCCCAGACAAAGUCCACUUCAUGCAGGACUGUGAGAGUGCCUAUUCCAGCUGGAAGUUCUCUGGGGGUUUCCGUACCUGGGUCAAAAUGUCGCUUGUGAAGACAAAAGAAGAGGAUGGACGGGAAGCUGUGGAAUUCCGGCAGGAGACGAGUGUGGUGAACUACAUUGACCAGAGGCCAGAAGCAGAAAGAAGCGCUCAGUUGUUCUUUGUGGUCUUUGAGUGGAAAGAUCCAUUUAUACAGAAAGUCCAAGAUAUCAUCACUGCCAACCCUUGGAAUACAAUUGCUCUUCUUUGUGGGGCCUUCCUAGCAUUAUUCAAGGCAGCAGAAUUUGCCAAACUAAGUGUGAAAUGGAUGAUAAAAAUCCGAAAACGAUACCUGAAAAGGAAGGCACAGGCAACCAACCACAUCAGCUGAGUGUGCCUCUGUGGGACAGUCUUUAUACACUGGGUAGAACUGUGGACUUGACGGGCGCUAACACCCCAGCUGCUGUGACAAAGCCGGCUGGUCACCUCUAAUUCUGCAUUUGUCUGAAUAUUUGUCCUGCUUUUAAAAGCGACAGUUUGAAAAACGGACACUUCUGACUUGGCCGAAGAAGAGGCUAACUGGAGCUGAGGACAGAUCCAACGGCAACUCCUGAAGUUAUUUAAAUGUUUAAGUUAUUAAUGAACCAAUUUUAAAAACUGGACCAACAGGGGCAGUUUAGGUGGCUCAGUAGAUAGCCAGGUCUGGAGAUGGGAGAUCCUGGGUUCAAAUCUGGCUGUGUGAC